UGUCUAACUUUAGUGAAAUCUGAUCUUCUCCGCCGAGUACACCAAAGCCAUGGAGGAGAACUUCCACAAAGACCACCUGGCCUGCUGGAACUGCGACAAGCAGCUAGUGGCCUGCAGGUACAUCGUCAAGGAGGAGCAUCCCUACUGCAUCCCCUGCUACCAGCAGUUGUUUGCCCACAACUGUGACGAGUGUGGCAAGCCCAUUGGUCCUGACUACAAGGACCUGUCCUACAAAGAGCGCCACUGGCACGAGUUCUGCUUCAAGUGUGUGGGCUGCCAGAAGUCGCUGGUCGACCAGCCCUUCGCCUCCAAGAACGACAAGAUCUACUGCUCUGAUUGCCAUGACAACAACUUCGCUGCCAGGUGUGACGGAUGUGGGGAGCCGUUCCGUGGAGGUAUGAAGAAGUUUGAGUACAAGGGCAAGCAAUGGCAUGAUUGGUGCUUCAUCUGCACCGAGUGCAACCAGCCAAUCGGAAACAAGAGUUUCAUCCCACGUGACGAACGUGUCAUCUGCGUGCCGUGCUAUGAAAGCAAAUACGCACAAAGGUGCAGCAAGUGUGGAGAUGUGAUCAACAAGGGGGGCAUCAGCUACAAGAACACCCCCUGGCACCGCGAGUGCUUCACCUGCACCCACUGCAGCAAGCAGCUGGCCGGGGAGAAGUUCACCUCCAAGGACGAGCAGCCCUUCUGCGGGGACUGCUACGGCGAGCUGUUCGCCAAGAGAUGCUGUCGUUGCACCAAGCCUAUCACUGGCAUUGGUGGCACAAAGUUUAUUUCAUUUGAGGAGAGACACUGGCACAGUGACUGCUUCAACUGCUACAAGUGUGAGGCCAGCAUGGUCGGCCGAGGUUUUCUCAUGAACGGCGAGGACAUCGUCUGCCCAGAGUGUGGCCGCAGCUAGACAACAUAUUUUAAUUAUAUCAAAAAUAGCAAUUUUUUAAAGAAACAAAUUUACUUUUUUUUUAAUACGGCAAUAUACAAACUUAGUAGCUUACAGUUCCUGUAAUGAUUUAAUUUCAAUGGUUUUGUUUCUUCUAUAGUGCAGUUUUUGUAUAUUCCAUUUUUUAAAUACAAGUUUAAAGUUUUAAUAGAUCUACUUGUAAAAAGAAAUUUAAAUCAAUUUUCUACCAGUUUUCUACUUUUAUAUGAGCACUUUUAAAGCAAAUGUUUAACAUGGAUGAGCAAUAAACUGAUAAGAGUUUUAAAAAAUUGUAUAUAUGUAUGGUGGUGAAAAGUUAAUAUUUUAUUGUAUAAAUAUUCAAUGAUCUGGUUGGAGCAAUUAUUAGUAAUGACAGCAAAAACUUUUACUUGCUUUCUGCAUUUUGCUGCGUUAAUAUGUAAUAUAGUUUUACCAACCAAUUUAGUUUUCUCUCAACAUUUUCUUUUUAAAUUCUACCUACUUUAUUUACCAAAGAAAGGAAAUAUUUACCAUUGCCUAUUUAACUACAUGACUGUAAUUCCUCAAAUAUAGACUAUUAAAUAUAGAAUAUACGAACCAAAAUAAAGACCAAUAGCUUUUUUUUCUUUUAAAAAGGCAUAAAACAUAUCAAAAAGUUGUACUGGAAAAUAGAAUGCAAACUUUUUAAGAAACCUAUUGCUUUGUUGUUGUGUUGAUUACAAACCAACCUCUGUCUAUUGCCUGUUUUUGUCAAUUAGUACAAGGCUGAUAGCUGGUAUAGGGCUCUACCACUACAAGCCUGUUAGGUGACAG
Molecule: messenger RNA, 1711 nt
Organism: Physella acuta
Lineage: Eukaryota; Metazoa; Mollusca; Gastropoda; Physidae
Product: four and a half LIM domains protein 2-like
Cellular component (GO): Z disc; nucleus
Molecular function (GO): transcription coregulator activity
Source: RefSeq, a predicted model, not a curated record